This is a messenger RNA of Penaeus vannamei (Pacific white shrimp), 1695 nucleotides long. The record is from RefSeq and is a predicted model, not a curated record. Lineage: Eukaryota; Metazoa; Arthropoda; Malacostraca; Decapoda; Penaeidae.
AUUUUGUUGUGGAUGCGUGCGUCUGUUGGUCGCUGAAUGACUGGGGCGCUCGAGCCGAGGCUCCUUAUGAGGGAGACUUAACCAGUUUAGCGGCGUACGAAUGCCUUCUCCUAGCCUCCAUGCCGCCGAGCGGGCCGCCGCACGCCAGCACAUGUGUGGCCUCCCUGCCGUGUUAGUUGUGAUGGUGUAAGGGGAGCAGCUGUGUGGGAGAGCCUGAGCGACAUCCCUUUUCCCCCUUUCCCCCUCCCCCUCCCCCCCUGCUCCCUCCUCCCGCGGCUCCCCUCCUCGCCACGCGCUGCCCGAGCUCUCUCGUCUGCCUGCCUAGUCAACCCCGUGAGUGCGAGACUGUUUGACGCGCUCCGACGUGCUCCGCGCUCUUCCCGCUCGCUCUGUUGACGCCCGCAGGAGCUCACAAAGACGCGAUAAUUUGAGAUUUGUUCCAUCCACCAACCAGCGUCGCGGAGAGCUCCUCCUGCCGACGGCGUCACGUGACAUCGAGUGGCUCUAGUGUGCGUUGUUUACCUUUUUCGCGAGGGGAUCGGCUGCGGAUCGGCGGGACGCUCGCCCUCCCGGUAAUGUUUCGGGUUGUAGCGAACACCAGUGUUAGGUGGUGGCUAGUUCCGGAGCAUCUACACUUUGCGCACCUUCCCCUCGCCGCGCGCAGUCCGCUUCGUCGGCCCGCCGCGGCUUCACCACGCGUCCAGCGCUGCACAUCGAGGCUUGGUACAAAGAAAAGUUUCUGAGGUGCGGGUCAGCUAAGUGCGCCGCCGUGUGGUUUCCUUUUGCUUCUUGGUCUGUGUUGGCGCGGUCCAGUUAUGACAGCAGCGGUGUUGAAGUUAUGACGCAUCGAGUGUGAGUAGUUGUGUGUUGCGGAUUACAGUACACAGAAAUGCUCCAGGCUGUGAUUAUAUCGAUACGGCAGCCUCUGUCGCGAAGCAGGUAACUGAAGAUGAACUGGUGUAGUUGUUGUGUUAUGGUGUAGUGUUGAGUCAGUGUAAGUGUUGGCUGUAGGAAGUGGUCACAUGGUAAGCUCCGUUAUGGUAACUUAGUACGGUCAGGCGCCAGUAGUGUAGUUAGAGUUGCCACCUUGAUCAAGAGUAACUCUGCGUGUGACGCUAGUUCUCCGUAAGUUGCCCACACGCUUGCGCCCUUCCUGCUCAAGCCCAAGGCUCAAGAUACGACCCAGUCUCUCCAGGAACCGCUGCUGCUCCUUGAAGUGCGAGGCAUGAAGGGCGAGGACGAGUAGCGUGCCGGUGCGUGAACCAUGCACGUCCCAGCGGGCGUGCAGCCGUGCCCGUCAUGCUACGCCUACUGUGUCCCCCGGGCAGCAUGCCCAGGUGGUAUCCCCCCGCCUCCACCUGUGCCGCGGCACGCCCACCCACCUGUCAGGCAGAACAGCCCCCAUGGCAGCCCGGCGAACAGCCCUCACCACAGCCCCCACCGCACCCAGCCGCGGCCCAUGGGCCACCCUCCGCCGUGCACCCACCAGGGGCUGUACGGCGGCCUUCGCUUCGGCUCGCUCCCUCACUCGCAGCCCGUGCCCAAGGUGCCCCCGCACUACAACUCCCUGCCCCAUCAGCAGCCACCUCCGCCUCCCCCGCCCUCGCACCAAGGGCCUUGCCAUCCUCCUCCUCAUUCCUUCAGCCACAAUGAUAUUCCUCCUCCUCCCCCCCCCCACACGCCUCCCUUCCUCCA